This is a messenger RNA of Lacerta agilis (Sand lizard), 1511 nucleotides long. RefSeq names its product solute carrier family 25 member 38 (gene SLC25A38). Bases 59 to 973 code for a protein of 304 amino acids. NCBI's taxonomy places the organism in Eukaryota, Metazoa, Chordata, Lepidosauria, Squamata, Lacertidae. The transcript has 7 exons. Gene Ontology annotation, molecular function: glycine transmembrane transporter activity. Gene Ontology annotation, biological process: glycine import into mitochondrion. The record is from RefSeq and is a predicted model, not a curated record. Gene Ontology annotation, cellular component: mitochondrial inner membrane; mitochondrion.
GAUUGGUCGGGCGUCGGAGGCGUCGGCGCGGCUGUGGCCCGGCGGCGAGCUGCGUGGGAUGCCCUCGGCUGCGGGACCCGAGGCGGAGCUGAGGAGAAGUUGGCCGGGGGCCCGAGAGGCCAUGGCGAUGCACCCUGUGGUGAAAGCCUUUGUUUGUGGCUCCAUCAGUGGGACCUGCUCUACCCUGCUAUUCCAGCCGCUAGACCUGCUUAAAACCCGCCUGCAGACCCUACAGCCAUCUGUCAAUGGAUCAGGCCGUGUUGGCAUGGUAACUCUGUUCUUUAAGGUGGUUCGCACAGAAAGUAUACUGGGGCUGUGGAAGGGUGUUUCUCCGUCCUUUGCAAGAUGCAUUCCAGGAGUAGGGAUUUACUUCAGCACUUUAUAUAUGAUAAAACAGCAUUUUCUGCUGGAUCGUUCUCCUACAGCCCUGGAGUCUGUUUUGCUGGGUGGCACCUCACGUACUGUAGCUGUGGUUUCAAUGAUGCCUAUCACUGUAGUGAAAACACGGUACGAGUGUGGAAGGUACGGCUAUGAAAGCAUUUAUGGAGCCCUGAGGAGCAUCUAUCGGUCAGAAAGUGUCCAGGCCUUGUUUAGCGGUCUGACUGCAACACUCCUGCGUGAUGCGCCCUUUUCUGGCAUUUACUUCAUGUUCUACACGCAAACCAAAAAGAUAGCACCGUAUGACCAAGUGGACCCAGCACUCUCACCUUUAGUGAACUUUGGCUGUGGGACCGUUGCAGGGAUUCUGGCAUCGCUGGCAACUCAGCCUGCUGACGUCAUCAAAACCCACGUGCAGGUGUCAUCCGACAGACACCUCCGGAUGCGCCAAGCCAUUGCCUUAAUCUUCAGGGAUUACGGAUUAAUAGGCUUUUUCCGAGGUGCCGUCCCAAGAGCUUUGCGGCGAACGCUGAUGGCGGCCAUGGCGUGGACUGUCUAUGAACAGAUGAUGUCUAAAAUGGGCAUAAAAUCCUGAGUGAGUUCUGCCGGAGAACAAAGCGGCCUAAUCCAGUUCUUCCCACUCGCUGCAGUUGCUUUGUGAAACUGGUGGCCUGAUCCAUAUGGGAGGUGACUUGCACCCGUUUGUGGGGAAACGCCGCCUAAGCCUGUGGAACAGGUUUCUAUAAGUGAGACAGAGGGGAGCAAAAUCUUUCUUUGGUUACGACGGGAAGAGCAUUCCAGGGAGACUGACAUACGAGUGCACAUUUUUGUAUCGGGUGCAUGUGUCAGACGUGCUGCUAAGGCCCACCUUCUUCAGAAAAAAACCCUUUCCCAGAAGUCCCCUUCAGCCUGAGCCGCUUCCAAAGAGAACACAGGAAAGACUCUCAAGAAAGCGAUGUUGGGAUGGCUGAGCCUAGCACCCCGAACCGGUGACUCCUGAAUUGUGUGCUGACUCUCCUGCCUGCUCUCCUCUCGAGUAACACGUUCUGCUUGUACGCCCAAACAGAAACAGGGUAAAGAGGAGAGGCGACAGGAAGUGUGUCUGUUUCAGAGCUUGUCUGGUGCAGUUGUUA